Solea solea (common sole) is the source of this 3959-nucleotide messenger RNA. It is a transcript of the gene nod2, whose product is annotated as nucleotide-binding oligomerization domain containing 2. Lineage: Eukaryota; Metazoa; Chordata; Actinopteri; Pleuronectiformes; Soleidae. Gene Ontology annotation, biological process: regulation of apoptotic process; defense response to bacterium; response to muramyl dipeptide. Bases 100 to 3177 code for a protein of 1025 amino acids. Gene Ontology annotation, molecular function: protein binding. The transcript is spliced from 11 exons. The record is from RefSeq and is a predicted model, not a curated record. Gene Ontology annotation, cellular component: cytosol.
UCUCCAUUUUACAACUGGGGCUGAGUAGCAGAACAAGUUUUGUUUUGAGCUGUAGAAUGAGGAAGAGGCGAGUCUGAAGUUACGCAGUGCUGUACCCAAAUGACAAAUGGAGCGAGGAAAGCUUUUUCCUGUGGCGACUCGAAUGUGACAAUGAAGCAGCAGAUAAUCACGUUGGAUGUCUCUGGAAAUGGAAGCAGGCAGUUAGACAGCAUGUUUGCCCAGGAGCUUGUACUGAAACAACGGUCAGAGCUACUGCAUGCAUUAUGCAGCAGUGGGUCAGCUGAACAUCUGGAAAGAGUUCUGGAUAUACUGUUGGCCCAUGGGGAGCUCAUAUGGGAGGAGUACCAGAGCAUACAAGUCCCAGGUAGGGCACUGUAUACCAAUGCCCGACAGUUGCUUGACUUGGUUUAUACAAAGGGUGUGGAUGCCUGUGAGGUCUUUCUCUCUGCUCUCAAACAAGCCCUGCCAGAAGUGCAGGUUGCCGGCAUUACGUUUUCAGGAUGCUGUGAAAAUCCAGAAAAAAGCGUUACUCAGAGCCCAUCUACUCAGACUCUCCUGACUCAUAGACCAAGCCUUAUCAGGAAGCUACAAGGCUGCAUCGAUGGUGCUCUCGAGGCUCUAACUGUGUCAGGACACUUCACAUCAGGGGACUGCGAUGAAGUACGGAUUCCUAUAUAUACUCCCUCUCAGCAGGCGAGGCGUUUGCUGGAUCACGUCAGACCAAAAGGCGAGUCAGCAGCAAACGUGAUACUGCAUUACGUUCAGCAAAAUCAGGAAACUGAGUCGUCACUCACCCAAAAAAAACUGACUCUGUCAAAAGAGUUCUUAAAGUAUCAGAAGAAGCUGAGCAGCUCUCUCUCUGCUCAGUCCCACUUUCUCAGUACUUAUGGAGGGACAAGCCACAUGCCAUUGGAUGAUAUUUACACUGAAGUCCAGCUGGAACUAGGUCAUGAUUGUGCUGAGGCCCAUGCACCUUUGGGCCUGGAGGACAUAGUUGGCACAGCGGGUACUGUGAACGAGGAGGCUGACACAGUGCUUGUCUCUGGGGAGGCAGGUAGUGGGAAGAGCACCUUACUCCAGAGGCUGCACCUUCUUUGGGCUCGAGGGACAGCUCUCCAGGACUUUCUGUUUCUGUUCCCUUUCAGUUGUCGCAAGCUGAACUCAGAACACAGGGAACUGUCUGUUCAAGAGUUGCUCUUUCAACAUUGCUGCUGGCCAGACAGGGAGCAGGAAGAGAUUUUUCAGUUCAUGCUGGACCACCCACAUCUCAUCCUUUUUACUUUUGAUGGCCUGGAUGAGCUCAAGCAGAGCUUUUCGGACGAGCACAGACUCUGCUGCCCAACCCAGCGUGCACCUGCUCACAUACUAUUAUUUAACUUAAUUCAAGGUUCCCUAAUGAAGGGGGUGUGGAAAGUGGUAACUAGUCGUCCAGAGGCAGUGGGGCCUCUACUGAGGAAACACCUCCGCAAAGAGGUCCUCUUGAAAGGAUUUUCCCCAAGUGAGAUUGACUGUUUUGUGAAGAAGCAUCACAGUGACCCCACCGUGGCCGCUAAGAUUUUGGAGACCCUACAAACAAACACAGCUUUACUUGGACUGUGUCAUAGUCCAGUCCUCUGCUGGAUUGUCUCACAGUGCCAUAAGGAGCUUCAGGGCUGUGAAGAGGGUAAACUACAAACAAUCACAGACAUUUACAUGAUGAUCUUACAGCACUUUUUACAGCACCACUGCCCCCUGAAGAGUUCUGUGGAGAUGGGUUGGUUUCAGAAGCACCUUAAAACCGUCUUGCAUCUUGGACAGCUCGCCUUUGAUGGAAUAGGAACCACCUGUUAUAUCUUCUCAUGUACACACCUGGAGACAUGUGGUGUAACAGAAAAUGAUAUCUGUAUGGGCUUUCUUGUUCAAAGCAAAGACAUGUCCUCCUCUCACCAUAAACACUAUGAAUUCCUUCAUGUGACUUUGCAGUGUUUUUUUGCUGCUCUGUACGUCGUUUUGUCGGUUGACACUGACCGCUUGACCAUACUUAAGCUCUUUGAGCUGCAGGACAGGAGUGAGACAAGUCAGAGUAAAAAAUGCUUCGGGGCCUGUUUGCCCAACACUAACCAACAAGCGCACCUUCCGGGGGGUGAAGCUACAGCAGCUGAAAAACCCAAUCUGCAAAUCACAGCCACCUUUGUGUCUGGACUGCUCUCCCAACACUAUCGAAGCAUGUGGCUUCAGUGCUGCCCCCGAACUAUGAUGGAGAAGAAGAUCAAGCAGGUUUCAAAGUGCCUGUCCAAAGGCAUGCAGAAACACUUUAAAUCUAUCCCCCAACCUGUAGCGGGAGAGAAGAAGAGCAUGCAUGCAAUGCCAGGCUUUGUUUGGCUAAUCAAAUGCAUCUAUGAGAUGCAGGACAUCAGAAUCGCUAAAGGUGCUGUCACUAACCUGGAGGUGGACCACCUGAAACUGACCUACUGUAACAUUGGCCCAGUAGAGUGCACUGCACUAGCCUACGUGCUCCAGCAUUUAAAGAGCCCUGUAGGCCUCCAGCUGGACAACAACACUGUAGGCGACGUUGGAGUGGAGCAGCUUCUUCCCUGCAUGCACAUUUGCAAUUCCCUGUACCUCAGAAAUAACAACAUUACAGACAGGGGAAUCUGCAAAUUGAUUGUUAAAGUUAUCCAGUGUGACAACUUCCAGAAGAUUGCGCUUUUCAACAACAAGCUGACUGAUGCUUGCACGCAGCACUUUUGUCAUCUUCUAAAGACCAAGCAGAAUUUCCUCUCUCUAAGGCUGGGUAACAAUAAUAUAACUGCAGAAGGAGCAAAGCAGCUUGCAGAGGGGCUGAAAUUCAAUCAUUCGCUGCAGUUUUUAGGGCUUUGGGGAAAUAAGAUAGGCGAUGCAGGAGCAGAGGCCCUGGCCAGUGCAUUAGCAAACAGUAAAACUCUGUCAUGGCUCAGCCUGGUAGGUAAUGGUGUUGGGAGUGCAGGAGCAUGUGCCGUUGCUAAUAUUAUCAAGCACUGCACAUCACUGGAAGAUAUUUGGCUGACAGAAAACUGCAUAACAAGAACCGGAGUGGAAUGUCUAAUUCAAGCCCUAGAACACAAUAAGCAUGUGAAGUCAGUAUGGUUGAGAAACAAUGAUCUCAGCUCUGAGGAAGUAGAGGAGAUGACACAGCGUGAAUCAAGACUGGUUUUCUGAUUUUGUCCAGGGACCAUGUAUUGCUUUGUCAUAUUUUAUAUUAAAUGUGAAAUGUAGAUGCUGCUUUUUACACUUUAUUUGAAUACACACAUACAUACAAGUGUAUUUGCCUAUGUCACAUAUCAACCUUUUCACUACUGUUAUUACGAGCACUACUUUGACUACUAUAAUAUACUAUAAUAAUAAUAAUGAUAAUGACUUGGAUUGUCCUUUAUUUGUUUAUUUGGGCUAUAUUUACACUACUUUUUAGUAGUUACAUGGUAGCUAUUGUUAAAAGUUUUACUCAAAGCACAUGAUCAUCUUCAAACAUACACUAUAUGACACAUUAUUAUUAUUAAAUUUUACACAUUGUCAAUAAACUAUAUGCAAACUGAUAAAUUCUGAUUCUGGAUCUGGAUUGCCACCAAAGUCACACACACAGACAAACAAACAAGCCCAAAACAGUGGCUGACCCUAUCCACUAUCACACAAAAAACUAUUAAUAUGUUACAUGUCAAAGACACAGAUCAAAGAGGUCAGUGAAGAGAAAGAUAAGUAAAGUAAAAUAAAUAAACAUGAAUAAAUAAAUAAAUAAAUAAAAAGAUAUUUGUUAUGUCUUUCAAGUGUACUAUCAUACAACACCAUUUUGUCAGUGAAAGUAACUUAUUGUGCAUGUUAAACCUUUUUAUUGUUAAUUUUCUGACAAGCUGCUGAUAAUUGUAAUGUAUUUUAGCUAUGCAACAUUUCAACUGUUGAUCUGUUAUAGAAUAUAUGCCUAAUUUAUUCAUUGUUUUAAAAAUAAA